CCUCGCCGCCACCCCCAAGUCCCCAAUAUAGAUAAAAGCAGGCCCCUGCCCCCGCCAAACCGUCCGCAUCACUCCUCCACCAGAGCCAUCCCCCCCCAUGCGCUGCACCUGCGGAACCUGCUGCUUCCCCUUCCUCACAAUCUGCAAACGCCCCUCAGCCGCCAUCACACCCUCCACCUCCAAACUCACCCCAAGGCUCCUCACCACCCACGACGACGCCCCCCACACCCCCGCGGUCCAAGCAACCGCCAAAAUGGCCGCCUCAGAACUCCUCCCCACCCCCCGUCAUCCCGCAGCCGAUGAUGACGAGAUCAAAGAGUUCCAUUUCCACACCUACUUCUUCCAACGCAACCCGCACUCCCUCGCGGCAGCACAGCACAUCCACGCCGAGAUCCAGCGCCUCAACGCCUCCCACCGCUUCACCGCCAGAGUCUACAGGACCUUCAACACCGCCCCCGUGGGCCCCCACACCAUCGGCUCAUUCGAGACGUGGGUGCCCAGGGAAUCAUUCCAUGCCGUCUACGACUGGUUUCUGCGCAAUCGGCACGGGUUGAGUAUCCUCGUGCAUCCGUUGACGAGGUUUGAGGUGCGGGAUCAUACCGAGGCCGCGGUGUGGAUGGGGGCUGCUGUGCCGUUGGAUUUGGCGGGCUUGACCGAGGAGCUUGAGGAGGUGCCCAGGCAGUAUCCCGAGUUGGGGUUGGGGUAUUCGGCUAAGAAGUAGGGGGGAUGCUGUUGGGUUGGGGUUGUAUAUAGCGUGUACAUGAGGAGGGCUGUUAUACUACGUAUAGGUUUUAGUUUGCUAGUUCGGCGGGCUGGGUCCGUGCUGAAUGAUUCCAAAAUAGGCUUGUCUGAUGAUCCACAAAGAAUGCAUACCAUGAAAAACGAU
Fimicolochytrium jonesii is the source of this 886-nucleotide messenger RNA. RefSeq names its product DOPA-like domain-containing protein. NCBI's taxonomy places the organism in Eukaryota, Fungi, Chytridiomycota, Chytridiomycetes, Spizellomycetales, Powellomycetaceae. The transcript has a single exon. Bases 98 to 721 code for a protein of 207 amino acids. The record is from RefSeq and is a predicted model, not a curated record.